Haliotis rubra (blacklip abalone) is the source of this 892-nucleotide messenger RNA. RefSeq names its product zinc metalloproteinase nas-6-like. The transcript is spliced from 8 exons. Gene Ontology annotation, molecular function: zinc ion binding; metalloendopeptidase activity. Gene Ontology annotation, biological process: proteolysis. The record is from RefSeq and is a predicted model, not a curated record. Lineage: Eukaryota; Metazoa; Mollusca; Gastropoda; Lepetellida; Haliotidae. The coding region runs from base 82 to 846 and encodes 254 amino acids.
CUUAACAAGGCACCUGACAUACCUAUCUGGUUUGGUGGUUCACCUUUGGCUAUCAUUGUGAUUCUCAUACCUCGAGGUGACAUGUUGUGGGUGACUGUUGUCCUGUGUUUGGGGUACUCCCUCGCUGUGCCUCUCGGGCAGGUCCCGUCGACACCAGAGACCAAUGAGGAUUUCCCGGAGGAAAACCCAGGACUCUUUGAGGGAGAUAUCGAGCUUAGACCUGGACAGAACCCACUGGCCCGCAAUGCCUACAGGAACAGAAACUACAGAUGGCCAGGAGGCGUUGUGCCCUACGUCAUCGACACUCACCACUUCUCUUCCUCAGAACAGCAUACAAUCCACCAGGCCAUGCAGACCAUCUCCGACAAAACCAAACAUAACGGCAAAGCGUGUAUCACCUUUAAACCACGUUCCCAUGAAUCAGCGUACAUCAAGUACCAGGGUGGAUCAGGAUGCCAUACCCCUGUAGGGUAUCACCACAGCAUGUCUGGUGUGACCCUUGGAAGUGGCUGUGGCCAAAUCGGAACCAUCAUGCACGAGACUCUCCAUGCUCUGGGUUUCUGGCACGAGCAGAGCCGCCCCGACAGAGAUGGCUAUGUCAGCAUUAAGUGGAGCAACAUCCAGCAUGGUCGUGAGCACAACUUCGACAAGUAUUCAACCGCCAUGAUUGACACCCUUGGACAGCAUUAUGACUACGGGUCCGUCAUGCACUACAAUGCAUACAGCUUCGCCAUCGACCGCAGGAAGCCAACCAUUGAAGUCAAGCAGAAGGGAGCAGUCAUUGGGCAGAGAACUCACCUCAGUCCUAUUGACAUCAAGAAAAUUCAGCUCUACUAUGAAUGUUGAGAUGUACAUGCACAGGGUGUUUAGUCAUUAAAGGGAGUUGAUGCAA